GCUCUUUCUCCUUCUCUCUCCAGAUAAAUGGAGUCGCAGGAAAUAUAAACCAGAACGGUGGCGUGGUGGGCAUUGGCAUUGGUUUUUCAAUUUGUCAACUCUCUCCUCUCCCUGCCCUUUCCCCGGGAAAAAAUCGAGAGGUCACAAACAGGGAGGUCACAUACUGGAAAAUUACUUCCCCCGGGAAAUAAUCGAAAGGUCACAAGCCGGAUAUCGCGUACGCCAAAUCAGAUGAGGAUAUCUUAUCUAAAGCUGGGUCUGUUUGUGAUCGCAAGCCUCCUCUUAUCAAAUCUACAAUCUGCCCAUGGGAUUAGAUUUGUCAUUGACAGGGAAGAGUGCUUCUCUCAUAUGGUGCCAUAUGAAGGCGAUACUGUCCACGUUUCUUUUGUUGUUCUCAAAUACGAAUCUGCUUGGAAUUCUGCAAAUGAUGGUGUGGACCUUGUUGUGACUGGUCCUAGUGGGGAGCAACUUCAUGAUUCACGUGACAAAACGAGUGAUAUGUUUGAAUUUUUAGUACACAAGAGGGGCCUCCAUCGGUUCUGUUUUAAAAAUAAGUCUCCUUACCAUGAAACUAUCGACUUUGAUGUACAUGUUGGUCAUUUUGCAUUCUAUGAGCAGCAUGCAAAAGAUGAGCAUUUGAAGCCUCUGUUGGAGCAGAUUGCUAAAUUGGAAGAAGCUCUUUACAAUGUGCAAUUUGAGCAGCACUGGCUGGAAGCUCAGACUGAACGUCAAGCCCUUGUUAAUGAAGGAAUGAGCAGAAGAGCGAUCCACAAAGCUAUUUUUGAAUCUGCUGCUUUGAUUUGUGCCAGCAUGCUGCAAGUUUAUCUCUUGCGCCGACUUUUUGAACGCAAGCUUGGCACCUCAAGGGUUUGAGACUUUUUUAUAUUUGCUUGUAGUGGAGGGUUUGUUAGCCUGACAGUCCAGCUUAUUUCUUGGUGGCCUUAAGCGAUAUCGGUGGAUGGUUGGUUGAGAUUGUUCGAAGUGAAUUACAACUGAUCAGCAGGAAUCAAAUAGCUGUCCACUUCAAUUUAACCACUACAAAGUUUUAUCACUUUGUCAUUAUUUAUAAACGAUUUUGACCCCAAUGUUAAAGUUGUUUUGUAGACUAUCUAUAGUGUAGCCUAAGCAGGGGAGGACUUGGCUGGGGCUCUGGAUUGUCGUGGCAUGUUCUUUUAUUUCAGUUGUUCAAGAGAUUAAUGUUCUUUUUCCA
Messenger RNA from Nymphaea colorata (pocket water lily), 1210 nucleotides. Its product is annotated as transmembrane emp24 domain-containing protein p24beta2. The record is from RefSeq and is a predicted model, not a curated record. The coding region runs from base 232 to 873 and encodes 213 amino acids. Gene Ontology annotation, cellular component: endoplasmic reticulum; Golgi apparatus; COPII-coated ER to Golgi transport vesicle. NCBI's taxonomy places the organism in Eukaryota, Viridiplantae, Streptophyta, Magnoliopsida, Nymphaeales, Nymphaeaceae. Gene Ontology annotation, biological process: endoplasmic reticulum to Golgi vesicle-mediated transport; intracellular protein transport; Golgi organization. The transcript is spliced from 5 exons.